This is a messenger RNA of Lizanozyma spartinae, 2085 nucleotides long. Its product is annotated as tRNA (cytosine-5-)-methyltransferase. Gene Ontology annotation, biological process: tRNA methylation. The coding region runs from base 1 to 2085 and encodes 694 amino acids. Gene Ontology annotation, cellular component: cytoplasm; nucleus. The record is from RefSeq and is a predicted model, not a curated record. The transcript has a single exon. Lineage: Eukaryota; Fungi; Ascomycota; Pichiomycetes; Serinales; Debaryomycetaceae. Gene Ontology annotation, molecular function: tRNA (cytidine-N5)-methyltransferase activity; tRNA binding.
AUGGGUAAGAGAAACUUUAGAAAGAACAAAGGUGGUUCCAAGAAGAGUUUUGGUCCACGGUCUGAGGCCAGACAAAAUUCAUGGACUGAUAUGGCCAGAGAGAACGCCAAAUGGGAAACCUACUAUAAGGCCCUACAAAUUGUUCCAGAAGAAGAAUGGGAUACAUUCAAAACCCAUUGUCAAGAGAACCUACCAUUAACUUUCCGUAUAACUGGUUCCAGAAAGCAUGCUGAUGAAAUCAAGGAAAAAUUUCUUAAAGAUCAUGUUGCCAAAUUAGAAGGUGUUAUCUUUGAGGACCAAGAAUUGACCCCCAAAAAUAUUGGCUACUAUCCAAAUCAAUUGGGAUGGCAAAUCAAUGUCGGCAAGUCGGUUAUUCGUAAGAAUGCUCAAUUUGCUGCCACCCAAAGAUUUUUGGUUAUGGAAACUGAUGUGGGUAACAUUUCAAGACAGGAAGCUGUGUCGAUGAUUCCUCCGUUAUUAAUGGACGUUCAACCACAUCACGCUGUAUUGGAUAUGUGCGCCGCUCCUGGUUCGAAGACUGCUCAGUUGGUCGAAGCAUUGCAUUCGAACGACGAAGAAGCUUUACCCACUGGGUUUGUUAUGGCUAAUGAUUCCGAUUACAAGAGAUCUCAUAUGUUGGUCCAUCAAGUGAAGAGAAUGAACUCUGCCAAUUUCGUUGUGGUCAACCACGACGCUCAAUUGUUUCCUCGUAUCAAGUUGAACAAUGCUUCUGAGUUUUUAAAGUUCGACAGAAUCUUGUGCGACGUGCCAUGUUCUGGUGAUGGCACCAUGAGAAAGAAUAUUAACGUUUGGAAGGAUUUCACCGUUGGUAAUGCUUUAGGAUUACACCCAUUACAAAUCAAUAUUUUGACUAGAGGUUUACAAUUGUUGAAGAAAGGCGGAAGAUUAGUUUAUUCCACUUGUUCCUUAUCUCCAGUUGAGAACGAAGCCGUUGUGGCUGCUGCCUUAAGAAAAUGGGGCGAUCAAAUUAGAUUGGUCGACUGCGAAAAUGAAUUGCCUGGUUUGGUAAGACGUAAGGGUCUUUCAAACUGGAAGGUUUUUGGAAAGGAUAUGGAGGAAAGAGAAAGAGGCUGUGAAGACAUUGUGGAAACUGCUUUCCCUCCAACAGAAGAAGAAGCUUCCAAAUUCAAUUUGGACCGUUGUAUUAGAGUUUAUCCUCAUUUACAAAAUACUGGUGGGUUCUUUAUCACUGUAUUCGAAAAGAUUGAUACUGAGGCUGAAACUGCUGGUAAGAGACAAGCUCAAGAAGAGUCGUCAGAACUGUCUUCUAAAAAGACAAAGACUGAAACUGGUGCUUCUAAUUCCACUUCAGAACAACAACUGCAACAGCCUAAAAAAGAAAAGUUACCUAGAAAUGCCAACGAAGAGCCAUUUAACUUCUUAGAACCUGAUAAUUCUGAAUUGGCCAAGUGUUGGCCAUUCUAUGAGUUCAAUGAUAAGUUUGACAAGUCUUGUACAUUGGUUAGAAAUGCCACAGGUGAACCAUUAAGAACCAUCUACUAUGUUGCUCCCAUAAUAAAAGAGAUCUUGCAAAUCUUUGAUCAAAAGUUAAAGAUCAUUCAUGCUGGUAUCAAGUUGUUUGUUUCUCAAAGAAAUGAUGCUGGUGAUUGCCCAUGGAGAAUCCAGAAUGAGUCCUUGGUCACUAUUAGAGCUUUCAUUGGUGCCAACAGACAAGUUUCCAGUAAUUUGAAACUUUUGGAAUUCUUAUUCCAAGAAGCUUUCCCAAAGGUUGAAACCAUUAAGAACAUGAGAUUGGACCCGGAGUUCUCUGAACAAAUCGAACAAAAAUCUGAAGGUUGUGUUUUCCUUACCGUUAAAAGGGAAGGUGAUUUGGAAGACUUGUUCUUGCCUUUAUGGAAGGGUAAGACCAAUUUGAACUUGAUGGUCAACAAGAAGGACACCCAUGAAUUAUUAUACAGAGUGUUUGGCAUUGAAACAUCUGCUAAGGACGAAGGUAAGGAAUCAGCUUACAUGAAACGGAUCCAAGAGAAGAAGGAACAAAGUGAGACUCCAGAAGUUGAAUCUGAAACCAAGGAAUCAGAAAAUAGUGCUGAAUCUGCUUAG